UUCAGUUUUAUGAAUAUCAAAUUUCCCGCCAUUGCGCAAUGUCCAUCGCAUUAAGAAUGGAUUUCGAAUCUGUUUACUAUAUAUUCAAUGAUCAAAGCGCGGAGUGGGAGUGUGUCAGUUCUACCUAAAUGCUGUGAUGGAUGAAGUUUCGUCAAACGAUCUGGGAAGUGGGGAAAGUAGUGGGACAUUAACAUGUGCUGGAUGUCUCAAUGCAAUUGAUGAAGAUGAAUUCAUACAGGCAUUAAAUCAAGAAUGGCAUAUUGAUUGUUUUCGGUGCUCAGCAUGUGAUAUUGGUCUGUCUACAUGGUACUUUGAGAAAGAUGGCUUACUUUUUUGUAAAGAUGAUUAUUGGGCUGCUUAUGGAGAAGCUUGUCAAGGUUGUGGUCAAAUCAUUACGGGUCCUGUCAUGUUGGCAGGUGAUCACAAAUUUCACCCAGAAUGUUUUGCCUGUAAUUCUUGUGGAGCUUUCAUUGGAGAUGGAGAAAGUUAUGCAUUAGUUGAGAGAUCCAAACUAUAUUGUGGAAGUUGUUAUAAAAGACAGAUGCAGCCAAUUAAUAGAGCACCUAAUUAUCCAUUCACACGGAAACCACAUAGCAUCAGAUUAGUGGAAAUACCUCCAAAUACUUCUGAUCCUGAAAAACAGAGAGGAAUCAAAUUGACAUUAGACACAACUCCUAGUCCUCGAAAUUGUGGUGCUUUACUUCGUAUAUCUGAGUUAAUGAGAAAUGUUCGUGGAAAAAUCAGUAAGCUGCUGGCCUCUGUGAUGGAGGUUCUAUUUAGACUAUGCUGCCACUUCUCUAAUCAUAGACUGAAUAUGUCCAGUGAUCUCAUAUCUUUGCAUAUCGGUGAUCGUAUACUCGAAGUAAAUGGUACCCCAGUUAAAGAUCAGCCAAUAGAGAAUAUUGAAAAUCUUAUACAGUAUUCUGAUACAGUUUUACAGCUAACUAUUGAACACGAUCCGGAUACAGUUUCUCGACGACUCACGUAUUCAUCACCGUCUGCAGCGAUGUUGACGUCGAUUUCGAAUUCUAAAACAAGCCCUGAAAAUAAAGAACGUUUAUUUAAACGGCGAGAUGAAGGUUACAUCAGUGGAACGCGAAGCAGGCAAUUGCGAAGAACCAGAGAUCCUAUGCAUAAAGAGCGUAGUAGUUCUAUGUCGCGAUUACUUGAUGGAUCUUCACCCACAAAUCUUACAUGUGACUUAAGCAGAACUAGAUCAUUUCGUGUCGAACCAAAGAAUCAAAGAAUAUUCCGUGCUAGUGAUUUAGUGAAAGGUGAAUUGCUAGGUACAGGAUUUUUUGGACAAGUGUUCAAAGUUACACAUAGAGAUACUAAUGAAGUCAUGGUGCUAAAAGAGUUAUAUAGAGUUGAUGAAGAAGCUCAAAAGAAUUUUCUAAAAGAGGUUGCCGUUUUACGUUCGCUACAUCACAACAAUGUUCUCCGAUUCAUCGGUGUUCUUUACAAAGAUAAAAAGUUACAUUUGGUCACUGAAUAUAUAGCAGGAGGAACUCUAAGAGCUCUGCUACAUGAUACAAAUGAAAUCUUACCGUGGGAACAAAGAACAUCAUUUGCUAAAGAUAUAGCUGCUGGUAUGGCUUACUUACAUUCCAUGAAUAUUAUUCACCGAGAUUUAAACUCGCAUAAUUGCCUUGUACGCGAGGAUAAGACUGUAGUCGUAGCCGAUUUCGGCUUAGCAAGGAUAAUACAGAAUGGUAACUCCCCUGAUAAUCGCAAAUACAGUAGACAUUCCGAGGGAGAAACGAAAACGUCAAAGAAAGAGCGAAAGAAAAGAUACACAGUAGUAGGAAAUCCAUAUUGGAUGGCGCCUGAAAUGAUGAAGGGUAACAAAUAUGAUGAAAAAGUUGAUAUAUUCAGUUUUGGUAUUGUUGUUUGUGAAAUCAUUGGACGUGUUCAAGCAGAUCCUGAUUAUUUACCACGAUCUUCAGAUUUCGGGCUAAAUCAGAAUGUAUUUAAAGAGAAAUUUUGUUCUAAUUGUCCGGAAAUGUUUUAUAUGAUCGCCUUUCUUUGUUGUGAUCUGAAUCCUGAUAAGAGACCACCUUUUGAAAUAAUGCAAUUAUGGUUAGAAGGAUUGGCAAUGCAUUUAUCGAUGGGUGCAGAAUUACCAUCGAAUUUGGAAUACGAUAUCAGAAAUUAUAUAGGACCUAGCACAAGUACUAGUGAAUCCACAACUCCAGAGAGUUUGGCACCGCAAUUGAAGCCUAUUAAAGAAGGUCAAGUACACCAAGAGAAGAAACGAUGUAGUGGUUGUAACGACAGUACAUUGGAACGUGAAGAAACGGAAUCUAGUAAUAUUCUUCAAGUGCCUGAUGUGAUAAAUUCUCGAGGAAAAUAUAUAAGACAGAACAGCAAAACGAACGAUUCGCCUGGAACCUCGAGUCGUUAUUCGAGACAAAACUCACGAUCUAAGGAAGUUUCAAUCGAAAAACCAGAAAUUGUUAUUUCUCCGGAUUCUAGUGGAUUUACUAGUUGCUUUCCGAGACAAAAUAUCAAAUCAAAUGAAUCAUCUGUCCAUAAUUUUAAUGAUAAACAAGAUUUAUAUAUGAAAAAAGAUUUAACAGAAUCCAAUUUAAGAAGGAUACCUACUAUUGAAAAAAUGCGCUAUGUAGGCAGAACAAAUCCGUGCUCUUUAUCAGAUACUCCUGAAUAUAUUAUUGAUAACAAAGUAUUAUGUAAAGUAAACAAUUGUUUAAAUUUCAAAUCAACAGAUAAAUCUAAUGAAUAUAAUUCAAUUGGAGAUAGUCAUUCGAGAAUUAAGCUGGAAAAUAAGUUCAAAAUGUCAGAUACGAAUUCUGUUAAUUCUUAUUUGAAACAAAUUGGAAAAUCUAUAAAUGUAGAAAAAGAAAAUAAAAUCGACAGUCAAAAUGAUAAUGAUACAAAGAAAACCACAGCCGAAACUUCAAAAUCAUCGGGAAGCUCUUAUUUAAGAAGAACAAAGAUUUCUCCCACAAAAGAGACGCCAAAGGAUGCAUUUUCUUCACAAAAGAAUAGUCAAUCUGAAGCUAUUUCAUCUUCGUUGCAAUCAAAAAUAAAUAUAAGCACGGCAGAAAUUACUGAAGAUAAGUCUAUCAAUGAUAAGCUAAUCAGGCAAGAAAGUAAUAUUUCAGAUAUUGGAAGUAUAUUAUCUAGACAAGGAAGCCUCACAGUACUAGAUUGUACAGCAAAGCAUAAAGAUCAAAUAUAUAAAGAUUAUUCGCCUUUUAAUACUUUACAAAAAGAAGAUUUCCAUAAAGAAGGAAAUUUCAAGAAAAAUACUAUGUUUUAUUAUACAGAUAAUCUCUAUUCAAAUUCCAGUCUUUCCAAAAAUGAUGAUUUUCUUUCCUACAACAUACGAAAUGAGACUAAUAUAGAUAAUAUAGAUAAUAUAGAUAAUGAAAAAGAUUAUACCUUAUCCACUCAAGAUUGUACCAAAUUCAAAUCCGAUGACUCUAAAAAAACAGUAAUCGAAACGAUACCUGUAUAUGAUGGAAAAUUGCCUAAUUCUUUGACAGAAUACACAGGAUGUUAUAAAAAUGUGGAUUUAUGCAGACAAGAUAGUUUUGGUUCUGAUAGUGCAGUUGGUACUAUGAGAAGUAAUUUUUUUGCAGAUUUAGAAUUCGUUCAUUUAAGAGACGGUAGGCAUACACCGGAUUUGUGCCAUACUCCUGAACGAUGUUGCACUCCUAAUCGAGCUACGUCACCUAUAGAAAGCACAGCUUUAUGAAAUUUCCAUGUUAAUGAAAUAACGCAUCAUGUUCAUAAUGAAACAAAUCUCGUAUUUUAUUAAUUUGAUUUUUUUUUUCGUUUAA
Apis mellifera (honey bee) is the source of this 3806-nucleotide messenger RNA. It is a transcript of the gene LIMK1, whose product is annotated as LIM domain kinase 1. The record is from RefSeq and is a predicted model, not a curated record. The transcript is spliced from 8 exons. Bases 137 to 3721 code for a protein of 1194 amino acids. Gene Ontology annotation, molecular function: protein serine/threonine kinase activity; protein binding; ATP binding. Lineage: Eukaryota; Metazoa; Arthropoda; Insecta; Hymenoptera; Apidae. Gene Ontology annotation, cellular component: cytoplasm; nucleus. Gene Ontology annotation, biological process: actin cytoskeleton organization; protein phosphorylation.